Molecule: messenger RNA, 4713 nt
Organism: Podarcis lilfordi (Lilford's wall lizard)
Lineage: Eukaryota; Metazoa; Chordata; Lepidosauria; Squamata; Lacertidae
Source: the annotation of a GenBank genome assembly
AUGGUGGGUAGAGUUGCGCGUGUGGCUCCGCGGGGCCGGAGAAAGGGGAAUGGAGGCCAAAGCCCUGAGUUUGAGAGGGCGGGAGCGGGAAGAGCGAAAUAGCUAGGAAUUUGAAUGGGUUUGGUGGUGGAGCUGCGAUCCUGUUCCCCUUGAACGGCUUGGAGUUAACGGCUCCGGGUCACCGUCUCGGCCCUCAAAACACCCCCCACCUCAACAUUCCUCAAAUAUCCCCCCCUUUCGGGCUCCAGUUGGUACAGCCCGUCUCCCCUCUUUUUCCUGCUCUCUUGGCGCGGGCUUCCCUCUCAUGACCCCUUUGGGCCUCGUGACGGGCCCGUCCUCCGUGCGCAUGAUUGCCUGCAGGGCAGCCCGCCUCAUCUAGCUUGCUGGGGGUGAGCAGCUUGAAUAAAAUACAGUGGUACCUCUGGUUACGUACUUAAUUCAUUCCGGAGGUCCGUUCUUAACCUGAAACUGUUCUUAACCUGAAGCACCACUUUAGCUAAUGGGGCCUCCUGCUGCCGCCGCGCCGCCGAAACACGAUUUCUGUUCUCACCCUGAAGCAAAGUUCUUAACCCGAGAUACUAUUUCUGGGUUAGCAGAGUCUGUAACCUGAAGCAUAUGUAACCCGAGGUACCACUGUAUUGGGUGGGGUGGGGGGCAGGUAAGCCCCGCCCCAAAUAAUCGAUCACAUUGACGCAAUGCAUGCACACCUUUUGAAUGGCAAUGGCCAUCAACUUGGGGGGGGGGCUCGGACCCCUCAAAUAUUUUAUUGGGGGAGCCGAAAAGCCCCCCAGGAGUUGGCUCCUGUGCUCGCUAGGGAGUUUCUGGGUUUAUCGUGUUUUUAAUAUUCUGUUGGGAGCCACCCAGAGUGGCUGGGGAAACCCAGCUAGAUGGGCAGGGUAUAAAUAAUAGAUGAUGAUGAUGAUUAUGAACGUUCUCCCGGGAACAUGAGGAUUCCCCUCCUUUCCAUGAAGAGCGAGAGACAGGAUUGGUGCUUGAAAACAUUCACAUUCUGCCCUGGCUGCCUCUUGUUCAGAUCUCUCAGACUUGGGCUUGCAAACUGAAAGAUUUAAUACUGAACUGAAAAGGCGCGAUUUAAAGAAUGUAAAAGGAGGCAGGAGAUAUCACUGGCGCCUGGGAGAGCUCAAAAGAUGCACUUGAAGACACCUUGCAGACACUAAGCAGGCCCCUGGGUCUGGUCUGCACUUAAAUGGGAUAUUGCCAGGGAAUUGCUCCUAUGCUUCCUGGAGUCCCAUGAUGAAAGGCAGGGUGUAGAUAUACAUAAAUAACUAGAACUCGCAAAAAAAUGCGUUGGUGUGGCUCUAGGAGGUGAGUGGCAGUGGGCAUAGUGCACACACAUUUUGCAGGUGAAAAUAGUGUUAUGACGCCUCUGGUUCUUUGAACACCUCAGCCUCUACCAUUAUACUGAAGGUUCAAGUCACCCUGCUGCAUGUGAAUAGGCAGUGGUAGUGUGGAAAGGGGGGGAGGAAGGAAUUGCUAACCUUUACAGGCCUGUCUAUGAUGCACCUGCUCAGCCAUAACUGGGAAGCUGGGAGGAGGCUGCAAACACUGGCCAGAUUUGAGAAUGGAAUUACCAUUAAACCCACCUUUUAACAUGGGAACUGCUUUAUUUGUUAGCACGUUACUUACUUAUCUUUCUGUCACCUGGUUUUGGGGGGGGUAUCAAACAUUUUAAAAAAUGUGUCACUGGAAUCACUUUAAAUCCCAGCCUGUAACAAGAAACCCAUUUUAUUUUUUAGUUAGUUAGUUUCUUUUUCACAAGCCAAACAAACACUUAAAGAAGCAGAAAUACUGCAGGGUGCCAUUUGAUCUCACUUAGAAUGGAGUGUGUACUGUUUGGGAUCCUAACUCAUCACUUAAAGCAACUUUCCCCCAAUUUGGCCAUCUGCAAGUUUUUUGGGCUACAACUCCUCUAAAAGUGGUCAGGGAUAGCGAAAGUUGCACUCCAAAACACCUGGAGGACAAAAGAUUGAGAAAAGUUGACUUCCAGUGAUGGGUCAUGGCCUGAUCCAGGGUGGGUCACAACAGGAACAUGACCACUAUGCAGAUAUAUGGAAAAGGUUCAGAAAUAGGUCUCCAAAUUCAUGUUUGGACCAGCUGCAUCAGUCCUACAGCCGUCCACUGUAGCCCAUUCUGUAUCCAGAAGUGGUUGGGCAGAUACUUCUGGAAAGCUUGUGAAUGGGACACAAAAGCAACGGUGCUUUCUUACUAUCAGUGCCUGAUGUCCAUGGGUAAAAUCUAUAAUAACAUGGAAAUCCUAUUUAACUGCCAUAAAUGUCGCAACUCUUUCUUUUCAAAAUCAUUUAAGCCAUGGGUGUUUCCAAGAUUUAUGUUAAGGGGGGGCAGGAUGAGCUACCUGCGACACAAUGGGUCACUUAACAGAAGCCACACCUAUCACGAAGCUGGGUUGCCAAUUGCAUUGCUAGAACAUGCCACAACAUCCCAAGUGAUCUCAGAGAGCAUUUCAAUUUCAAAUAUUCUGAUUAUUUCUGCUUUUAGUUAAGCCAUUUUUAUUUUUUUUAUUGGGGAGGUUAGCUGCCCCACUCCUGGCUAUGCCCAUGAUUUAAGCUAGUAGCUGUCACCAUAUAUCGUAAUGAACCAGAAGCCAGUGCUGUUGAAGCUCACAGGUGAGGACAUUAUGAUACUUAAAUCCAUUAGCUUCGUUUGACCCCAUCAACAGCUUAUCAGAGGUAUACUGAACGUUCAGACUUAUUCGUUAGUUGCGGUGUGAAUUUCGGUGAUUUUAGGGAUCUCUGCUUUUAUUUCAGGCAUAGGCAAACUGCCCUCCAGAUGCUUUGGGACUACAACUUCCAUCAUCCCUAGCUAACAGGACCAGUGGUCAGGGGUGAUGGGGAUUGUAGUCCCAAAACAUCUGGAGGGCCAAGUUUGCCUAUGCCUGUUUUAUUUGCUGCAAAGUUUCCUUGUCUAUCUCUGGAGCUGAUGCUUUCCAGAGAUGCCCAUGUGAGAGGUAUUUCGAAUAUACUGCUUGGUAUUGAGCAGUGCUUUUCCUGUGUUCUGUAGUGCUAUGUUGGUUCUCCAAUACCUUAAUAUUUAUAAAUUUCUGUCUCUUUAAACAGACCAAGAAGAGAAGGAAUAACGGCCGUGCCAAGAAGGGCCGGGGACAUGUCCAGCCUAUUCGCUGUACCAACUGUGCCCGCUGCGUCCCAAAGGACAAGGCCAUUAAGAAGUUUGUCAUCCGAAACAUAGUAGAAGCAGCCGCAGUCCGAGAUAUCUCGGAAGCAAGUGUGUUUGACUGUAAGUAUCUUAUGUCUCCAUACACUACUUCUGAUUUAACAGUAUUCAUAAAGUUUGAGAAGGGUGGAAUGAAGACGGAUUUCUUUGUGUAAAAACAGAAAUCAAAUCCCAUUAUGACUCUUAAUUGAAGUGUGUUGUAUGCUUAGUCUGCUUUGUUCUGUCAGAAUAAACAUGAGGCAUACUUCUCUUUAAAGUUUUAAGCUCCUGAAUAUUUUUCUUUUAAAAUACUAUUUUAUAUGCUGGUUUUCCUUUGGAAAAUUCAGAGCCCAUUAAUGAGCUUAACCGGCAGUACUCCAUCCAUUGGAAGACUUCGGAAGCUUUUCAUGGGUGCUAUAUAAGAACUGGAUUUUGCCUUUCUGUGAUGCAAACGUUGCAUGCCUGUGUACUUAGCUCUGUUGCUUCUUCCUUUCUCUCCAGCAUAUGUGCUGCCCAAACUCUAUGUGAAGCUUCACUAUUGUGUUAGCUGUGCCAUCCACAGCAAGGUGGUGAGGAACCGUUCCCGUGAGGCCCGGAAGGACCGUACCCCUCCACCCCGGUUCAGGCCUGCUGUAAGUGUAUUGUCUUAAAGCUGUUCUUAAAGUUAUGCACUUCAAAACCUCCUAGCUGGUGAGGCACCAUCAGCAUUGAAAUGCCCCUUUGCACUAAGAUAUUGCAUUGUUAUGUAACAAAAUGUCCCGAGCAUAAAAAUUGAGCACUUUCCUUCCUGUGAUCCCCUGUUUUAAAAAAACAUAGGGUUUUUGUGUGUCUGCUUUUUCUGAGGUUCUUGAUCUAUGCCCUUUUAUACCAGCUGGCAUCCUUUCCCAGUUUUUUUGUAGGAAGCCUUGUGUGUGUGGCUUACAGUAGAGAUUUGCAGUUUGUAUUGAGUGCCAAUGAAAAGUUACAUGGGGAAGAGUUUGGAAAUAAUGCGGAAUACAGGCACCAGAAUGUUGCAGGAAUAAUUGCAUCUCCGGGUUCUUACUGAACCUUAUAGUGGUUCUCAACCUGUGGGUCCCCAGAUGUUGUUGGACUACAACUCCCAUCAUCCCUGAGCUCUGCCCUUCUUAGGGGUGAUGGGAGUUGUAGUUCAAGAACAUCUGGAGACCCACAGGUUGAGAAAGGCUGUUAUAGAUCCACAGUCUGCCCCAGGAAGCAGCUGCACUGCAGCUCCUACUGUGCCACCUGUGUACAUGGUAAUGUAUAGUGACAUAAGCCAGGAUUCAUUAAAAUGCCUAAUCUCAAAGUUGAAGAUGACGCCAAAAGGGCAAGGCCAGCUCCCCAGACUGCUUCCCUUGCAUUGUUCAUUUGUUGCAACUCACCUGUAUCAAAUUGGUCUUGUGAUGGCAAUUGAGUAUUGUCUUGAUUUAAAUAACUGUGUCAUAAUUAAGUGACUGUCCCCUAACACAACCUUUCUUUUUUCCCCCCCAGGGUGCUGCACCAAGACCACCCCCUAAGCCUAUGUAA